Molecule: messenger RNA, 2128 nt
Organism: Spinacia oleracea (spinach)
Lineage: Eukaryota; Viridiplantae; Streptophyta; Magnoliopsida; Caryophyllales; Amaranthaceae
Exons: 4
Coding region: 172-558 (128 amino acids)
Source: RefSeq, a predicted model, not a curated record
AUUUUCCUAAGGAUUUCCUAUAAACAAAAACUGAACAUUUAGAGUUGGAAACUUGGAACCCUUAACCUACCCUCAAUCUCUAACGCAAGACUCACCACGAUCUUCCUCCCCCAAAACCUCUGGUAAUCCUGCGGUUCUCACAAGUGGCGAUAGUGGAGAAAGGAACAAUCAAUGGGCUUCUCACCAUCUUCGAUUCUCCUGAUCCUGCUUCCUCUUCUCCCUUCUCUCCUUCCUCUUUUCAGGUUUCGGAUUUGGAAAAUUGCUGGACUUGAGAUUUCAGUUUACCAGGAAGGAUUUUUUCUCAUGACAGACCGCCAGACAGAUGAUCUUAGCAGCAAUUAUGCACCUCAUCACUCAUCAGUGUAUCAAGGUGGAGAUCCUAAUUAUAGCUCCGCCAGGCCCGACCCUACUUCUAUUCCAAUGAGAAUCGGGAGCCUAUAUCCUGUGAACCAAGCCCCUGCGUCAAGUCCUAUGGGGAUUAGGAGUCCAUAUCCAGUGCACCAAGGUAUCCCUGGAGUCUAUAAUACAUUUUCUGUUUCUUUGAAUGAUUAUUCUUAAUGCAGGGGACAGUUUUAGAGUUUUCGAGUUCACUUAUAACUAGCUUAAAUGUGCAGGUAGUCCCAACUUCAGUAUUCCACCUGUGAUUAAUUUUAGAUUUGAUGUGAGGACGAGUUGUGUGUUUCUUAACCGAUUUAUGUAUCCUUGAUGUUGAAUAUGUUGUUGUGGUGUUUGUCUUUAUCUACUUUUGCCUUCUACUUUGUUUGGAAGCCCAUAACUGUUACGAGUUAAUGUUGUUUUCUUUGUUUGAUGUAAGCUGAGUUUGAAUUUAUUUCUGAUUUUUUAUUGAGUUUUGGUGGACAUUCUGGCGUUUUCCAUUAGUGUACUUCUGCAUAUGAUUUGGCACAUGAGUUGCUUGACAUGAUAAUAUGUAUUUUAAAAUGCACAUUAGUUCAUAAAAGUCCAUAUGUGUGUGUGUGUGGGGAUCUGAUCCAGAGAAACCUGAAUGGUUUUUCGGAUACAUGGUCCCGCUACGGAUUAGGUAGAAAGUAUUUGAGUCACUAUAGUUUGAAUGACAGUACUAUUUUACACAUGCACUGGACUACAGUUAGCAACUUUGCUGACCACCCAUACUAAUAUUGACAGCUAUUGAAGGACAGCUAAGGAUGUCUCAUACUCCUGGUCCGAGAAUAUAAUCGAGAGGAAAGUAUCAGUAGUAUAUAUCUCUCUUGAUAUAAAAACUUAACUAAAAACGAGGCCACUUAUCUAUCUUGUUAAAAAACUUAACUAAAAACGAGGCCACUCUAGUAUCAUCGAUCAAAGUGAAGCAUAGAGAAGCUGAUAUGUGAUAACUUACCUGGGAAACUAAGUUUAACUGUUUAGUGCUUCUUGAAAUACCCUUGUCUAUGUUGAAAGUUAACAUAUAUACUGAUAGGUAUUGCAAUUAUAAGUUAAUAUUCUAAGUUAAUCGACCAUGUAUUAUUGUAAUAUGAGUUCCACAUAUAAGUUCUAACAUGAUGGUUUCAGACCAUGUUCUCCCCGCAAUCUGACAAUAACACUCGUUUGAUUCCUGUUAUGCAUAACCUUAUCCGUUAUCAUCACCUUUUUUCUCCCUCAUUUUGUUCUAAGAGCGUUAAUUACUCUGUAGUGUCUUUUUUCAGCUUUGUUAUCUUUAGACGAUUUUUUUGUACUGUCUAGGUGUUCUUGUUCGUUGUUGGUAGGUUUUUAAUCACAGAAUGCUCAGUGCACUCGUGAUGUUGUGAUGGAACUUCUACAAAGAACCAAUCCUGAACAGGGAAUUUACGUAAUAGAUGAUUUUUCUGUGGUGGCAGCAAGUCCACAAGCAAGUCGCGUGAAGCUGAAUGAACUCGGAGGCCAGCAUUUAAAUGCCUGAGAGGUAGCACAAGAAGUCUACAAAUGGAAACUUGUUUGUUAAUAGCAGUAAUAUGUGGUCUGAACUGUGAUGAAGUUUCACUUGUCAGCAUCUAAUCACCUCUACCAUGCUCCCAGCAGUAAAUAUUUUAUUAUUUUGUUGAAUUUUGAUACAUGUUUAUGGUGCAGAACAUCUUUCGUGUCGCCUCUUAGUAUAUUAGGCGACUCGAUUAUUAACAAAUUUAAUAAAAAUGUCUGA